UAUUAUUAUGUGGCGAUUACUGCCGCCGUGGCCGGGCCGGAGCAGCGACGAGAAGAGCGACUCUUUUCAGUAGGCGGGUGGAGCAGUGCCGGACCAGUUCGAUACAAGUGCCGCACUCGUCGCAAUAAUUAUUGCAUGCUGCCAGCUUGGUUCGUUCGUUCAUGAAUUUGAGUGCCAAGAGCGAGCCGCACGCCGCAGACCAUUCUCAGGACACGAUGCUGCUCGACCUGAGGGACAACUGCCGGGCCCAGGCCCAGGGCCCGCUGACGGCGCUCACCUCGAUGACCGAGAGCAAGACGCCGCCUCCAGGCAGCUCGGCCAGCUCCAGUCCCCGCUUGCCGGCUACGCCGCACGGCAUCGAGCACAUCCUCAACAAGCCGUCCGCCCUGCCCAACGCGCACAACCCCCAACCACCCCUCAACCAGAGGCUCGCGGCCGCGAUUGCAGCCAACAUGUACUUAAACCCGAUGCACCAUUCGCUGAGCAGAAACAAUCCGGUGAUAUACUGGCCAGGUCUUCAGGGCUUGGUGGCAAACCCUUUGGCGUGGAGAGAUAGACUUGCACCACCCCACUCUGUGUGGAAUUCGCAGCAGAGCGGCAACGGCCACCAACAGCAGCAGCACCAACAGCACCAUCAGCAGCAAGCGUCGUCGCACCCCGACAAGGACCAGAGCAAGAAGAAGCACACGAGGCCCACCUUCAGCGGCCAGCAGAUCUUCGCCCUCGAGAAAACCUUCGAGCAGACCAAGUACCUGGCCGGCCCCGAGAGAGCAAAACUCGCCUUCGCCCUCGGAAUGACCGAAUCGCAAGUCAAGGUGUGGUUCCAGAAUCGGCGUACCAAGUGGCGGAAGAGACACGCGGCCGAGAUGGCAACGGCAAAGCGGCGGCAGGAAGCGGCCGAGGAUGAGGCGGAAGAAGACCUCGACGAGCAGGAGCACUGAGACAGUCCCAUUCCCAGGCCGAUUGAGUGUUUUUUGCGGUUUGUCCGCGCCGCGCGGUGAUACUGUUCAAGUGCAGACGCAGAGACUAUGUUUUAGAUAUUCGUGUCGUUGCAUGUACGUUGAGUGUGCUGCAGUAAAGUUUUCUUUUCAAAUGCAAACGCAAACACACCCUUUGAAUUGUAUAUGUACUCUCGAACAAUGCGGCCGGUUUUAAAUUAAAUUGUUAGAUUUUUGGUGUGCGAGGCGAAUACCAAAGAAAGUGAUAUUAAUUUAAUCAAUUUUAGUUCAGUGAUAGAAUAAUUACACUGCAAUCUUUUAUUAUUGUAAGCUUGUAAAAGACUAUAGCCCUACACGUUGCUGCUGAUUUGUCGAUGUACCAAAAGUCAAGUAGCGGUCGUGUAACACGUUGAGUCUCUUAAGUGAUUUUUCGUCUAUGUUAAAUUAACAUAUUAUAAAUAUACAAAACGCAAUUAUGCAGCUAUGUUCGCACGACUGAUCGCACGUGUACCAAUCAGCAUGUAAAUGUUGCCAAAUAAACAGCC
Cloeon dipterum is the source of this 1483-nucleotide messenger RNA. RefSeq names its product homeobox protein Nkx-6.2-like. Gene Ontology annotation, biological process: regulation of transcription by RNA polymerase II; cell differentiation. Lineage: Eukaryota; Metazoa; Arthropoda; Insecta; Ephemeroptera; Baetidae. The record is from RefSeq and is a predicted model, not a curated record. Gene Ontology annotation, cellular component: nucleus. Gene Ontology annotation, molecular function: DNA-binding transcription factor activity, RNA polymerase II-specific; RNA polymerase II cis-regulatory region sequence-specific DNA binding. The transcript is spliced from 4 exons. Bases 162 to 941 code for a protein of 259 amino acids.